AUGGGAGUUUGUAGUUCAUCCAAACAGUGUGAUAGCAAGACCAAACACAAGGAUAAUUUUAACUCAGCAUUGACCAAUACUGCAGAGGUUCAGCAAACCCUAAGAGAAAUACCUCCAACCUAAAAUGAAUAGAGGUUAAAUGAAAACCAAACCGUUUAAAGAAAAUUGAGAAAAUCAGGGACUUUGAGCUAUUUUGAAUAUAAACAAGAUAAAACAACAAUAGACAAACAAUUAAGUAAAAUUUACUUUAUAUGUGUUUAGGAAGUAACAGGAAGAUACCUUAGAAAGUACCUUAACUUAAAAUCAAAGUCACUGAUGCAAUAGCUUCAAAAGAUUAUUCUGUGUAUAAGGGAAAGGUCAAAAUACCCAAUAAAUCAACUCUUCGAGUAAUGCAACAUAAUAGCGAUGGAUAAUUGGUAAUUAUGGAAUAAUUGCCAUAUGAUUAAGAGGGUAAGGAUUAUAUUGAGUGGCUCUAAAAAACCAAUUUGGUAAUUAUUAUUGUGAUAAUGAGUAGGAAUUUUAUCAUAUUGGAAAGAUUCAUGAAAUCUUUAUCUUUGGAAAGUAAUUUUAAAUAAUAAGUGAAUUUUGCACAGGAGGUCCAUUAUCUGAUUUAUUGCAUUGCAAAUUAUCAGAAUAGAUAGUUAGUAAUAUUCUGGAUUAAAUAUUUGAAAUCAUUAAUUUCCUUCAUUCAAAUAAGUUAUCUCACAAUAAGUUGACAAUAGAUAGUUUUUCUUUUUAUUACGAUUUGUAAAAUUAUUUGAUUAAGUUGACUGAUAUCAGAAGUUUAUUUAAACCUUAAAGAGAACCUUAACUUCAACUUAUUUAAUAUGCAUCUCCUGAAGCUCUAACCUCUCAUCAUCCUCAUAAAUCAAAUGAUAUUUGGUCAUUAGGAAUUAUUGCCUAUUAACUUAUGACUAGAAAUUUGAUUUAUGAAGGUGAUCAAGAUUUGACUACAAAUCAAGAAGUGAAAUAGGCAAUCCUAAGAUGGACAUCUAAAUAGGAUAUAAAAGAUGAAAUAUCUGAAAGUUUUGAAGAUUUAAUUUUAAAAAUGCUCAAUCCUAAUAAAAAUGAAAGAUAUACUAUAGAAGAAUGUUAGAAACAUGAAUUUAUUGUACGUCAUUAGAAUCAUAACUUGAAUUGCUAUUUUAAACACAUAUUUACAGAGAAUUUUAGUAGUAAAUUGUAGAAAUGGUUUAUGAUUUAUCUUCUAAAUAACUAUGAACAUUCUCAUUAUCAUGUAGCACAUAGAAUAUUUGAUGUAUUAGAUAAAGAUAAAGAUGGAAAAUUGAAUACAAUAGAAUUAUUAGAUUUUGAAAAAAGACUUAAAUAAGCAUAAGGAUAGGAGAUGAAUAUUAAAGUCAUAUAGAAUUUAAUAGAUAAAAAUAUGAAUUUAGGAUUAGAAGAUUUUAUUCUUAUGAUAUCUAAUAAAUCAUUAUACAUAACUCAUCACAAUCUCGAUCAUAGUUUUAAGAAAUUAGGUAAUAAAAAUUAAGAAAUUACUGUAAAAUCUUUGUCUAAAAUAAUCAAUAUUUCAGAAGAGGAAUUGACAGUGGAAUUUAAUAAUCAUUAAUUGUUUUAUGAGGUAUUUUUAAAUAUUCUAUAUUAGUCUUAUUGUAUUCCUUUAGAAUUUGCAUUAUAUGAGUCAAUUAUGAACUAGAUUAUGGUAGUUUAAAAUGAAUUUUAAUGA
Paramecium pentaurelia is the source of this 1687-nucleotide messenger RNA. The record is from the annotation of a GenBank genome assembly. Lineage: Eukaryota; Ciliophora; Oligohymenophorea; Peniculida; Parameciidae.